GGAGCAAAUCCUCUUAGGUGUGUGCUAACAGAGACUUUGCAGUCAAAACAGUGCCAUUUGACAGCGAACCUCUCUGGAGAAGGAGGUUCAGCUCAACAACCUCCACUUUCCAGCGACUCAGUUUUCUUUGAUUUUCUUGGGCGCAAAAAUGGCAAAGUCUGUCUUUUUAGUGGCGUCUCUGCUAGUUUUGGGGAAUAUUUCCUUGAUCCAGGCCUCAUUCCCCCCUACAAUCAUUGUAGAUAUGGCAAAAAUUAUCAUGGACAACUACUGCUCGCCAGAGAAGCUGGUGGGCAUGAAGGAGGCGAUCGCUGCGGCCGGUAGCAACACAGAAAUUCUCAAGAUUCCAGACGGCGAAUCCUUGGCCAAUGUCCUCAGCUCUGGAGUCCAGACCACGGUCAGCGACCCACGUCUGAAGGUCUCCUAUGAGCCCAAUUACGUUCCAGUGGUUCCCCCGCAGAUGCCUCCGCUGCCCCCCGAGCAGCUCAUCGCCGUACUCCAGACCUCCAUCAAGCUCGACAUCCUGGAGGGAAACAUCGGCUACCUGAGGAUCGAUCACAUUCUCGGUGAGGAGGUUGCUGACAAGAUCGGUGCCUUGCUCUUAGACCUCGUCUGGAAUAAAAUCCUGCCCACGUCUGCUCUGAUCUUCGACAUGCGCCACACGGGCAGCGGAGACGUCUCGGGGAUCCCCUACAUCGUGUCCUACUUCACGCAAGCCGAGCCUCUGAUUCACAUCGACAGCAUAUAUGACCGUCCCUCGAACACCACCACCAAGCUGUUCUCCAUGGCCACGCUGCUGGGGCAGAGAUACGGCACAACUAAACCACUCAUCAUCCUCACCAGCAAGAACACCAAGGGCAUCGCAGAAGACGUCGCCUACUGCCUCAGGAACCUGAAGCGGGCCACCAUCGUGGGUGAGAAGACCGCCGGCGGCUCGGUGAAGAUCGACAAAAUCAAAGUGGGCGACACCGACUUCUAUGUUACUGUGCCGGUCGCAAAGUCCGUCAACCCCAUCACCGGCUCCACCUGGGAGAUCACAGGCGUCACUCCAGAUGUGGAGGUCAAUGCAGAGGACGCCCUUGCAACCGCAAUCAAGAUCGUCGGCCUCCGCGCACAGGUCCCAGCCAUCCUCGAGGGGACGGCGACCCUGGUGGCUGACAACUACGCUUUUCAGAAUAUCGGCGCAGAUGUUGCUACGAAACUGAAAGAGCUCCUGGCGAACGGCGAGUACAGCAUGGUGGUCUCCAAGGACAACCUGGAGGCAAAACUGUCGUCUGACUUGAUGACCCUUUCUGGAGACAAGAGCCUCAAGACCACAAGCAACACCCCGGCUCUCCCACCGAUGAACUAUUCUCCAGAGAUGUACAUCGAGCUGAUUAAGGUCUCUUUCCACACCGACGUAUUUGAAAACAACAUUGGCUACCUGCGUUUUGACAUGUUCGGAGACUUCGAGGAGGUCAAGGCUAUUGCCCAGAUUAUUGUUGAGCACGUCUGGAACAAAGUUGUCAACACUGAUGCCAUGAUCAUCGACCUCAGGAACAACCUUGGUGGCCCAACAACCGCCAUCUCAGGCUUCUGCUCCUAUUUCUUCGAUGGGGACAAGCAGAUUGUUCUGGACAAGCUGUAUGACAGACCGUCUGGUACCACCACGGAGCUUCUGAGCCUGUCUGAGCUCACCGGAACAAGGUACGGCUCCAAGAAGAGCCUGAUCAUCCUGACCAGCAAAGCCACGGCCGGCGCCGCCGAGGAGUUCGUCUACAUCAUGAAGAAGCACGGCCGCGCCAUGAUCGUCGGCGAGACCACCGCCGGGACCUCCCACCCGCCCAAGACCUUCCGCAUCGGCGAGACCGACAUCUUCCUCAACAUCCCCACCGUCCACUCCGACACCAGCGCGGGGCCGGCCUGGGAGGGCGCCGGCGUCGCGCCGCACAUUCCCACUGCAGCCGAGGCCGCUCUGGAGACCGCCAAGGGGAUCCUCAACAAGCACUUUGCAGGCCAGAAGUGAACCCGGUCCCGAGCGAAGCCACUUUUACUUUGGCAGCCAAAUGGUUUCAAGAAUGUAGACUUAUCUGAGAACUGAACGCUGUAGAUUCAGAAAAGUGUAACGUAUUUUCCAUUCUGUUAAUACCUAAGCCUUCUUUGUCUCUUUGUAAGGUAGA
Salarias fasciatus (jewelled blenny) is the source of this 2156-nucleotide messenger RNA. It is a transcript of the gene rbp3, whose product is annotated as retinol binding protein 3. Gene Ontology annotation, molecular function: retinol binding; serine-type peptidase activity. Lineage: Eukaryota; Metazoa; Chordata; Actinopteri; Blenniiformes; Blenniidae. The record is from RefSeq and is a predicted model, not a curated record. The coding region runs from base 149 to 2002 and encodes 617 amino acids. The transcript has 4 exons. Gene Ontology annotation, biological process: proteolysis.